Funneliformis geosporum is the source of this 159-nucleotide messenger RNA. Lineage: Eukaryota; Fungi; Glomeromycota; Glomeromycetes; Glomerales; Glomeraceae. The record is from the annotation of a GenBank genome assembly.
AUGUAUUAUUUAGAUAAGAUUACGCCAAAUGAAAGUCCAGAAUUUUGGAUUGCUAGUUUAUGCUUAUCUUUGAUAUAUACAACAUUUCAGACUGAAGUAUCUGAUAUAAACAAGCAACAAGUAGAAGAACUGUUUAAUAAUUAUGACAAUAAAGAUUAA